GGAGGGGGCGGGGCCGCGCCGGGAGCGCAGAGCGGGCGGCGGGAGCGGCGGCGGGAUCGGCACCGGGAUCGGCACCGGGAUCGGCACCGGGAUCGGCACCGGGGCACCCACAGCCACCAUGGUGAAGGAGACCGAGUACUACGACAUCCUGCAGGUGAAGCCCAACGCUUCCUCCGAGGAGAUCAAGCGCGCCUACCGCAAGCUGGCGCUGAAAUACCACCCCGACAAGAAUCCCAGCGAGGGCGAGCGGUUUAAACUUAUAUCCCAGGCAUAUGAAGUUCUGUCGGACCCAAAGAAAAGGGACCUCUAUGACCAGGGUGGGGAGCAGGCUAUUAAAGAAGGAGGCCUGAGUGGCGGCAGCUUCUCUUCACCCAUGGACAUCUUUGACAUGUUCUUUGGUGGUGGAGGCCGAAUGAAUAGAGAGAGAAGAGGCAAAAAUGUUGUGCACCAGUUAGGUGUCUCUCUUGAAGACUUAUAUAAUGGUAUUACAAGGAAACUGGCACUGCAAAAGAAUGUUAUUUGUGCAAAGUGUGAAGGUUAUGGUGGAAAGAGAGGGGCAGUAGAAAAAUGUCCUGUGUGCAAAGGAAGAGGAAUGCAAGUGAUAGUCCAGCAGAUUGGACCUGGCAUGGUACAGCAAAUCCAAACUGUGUGUCCAGAAUGCAAAGGCCAAGGGGAAAGAAUAAAUCCCAAGGACAGGUGUGACAACUGCAAUGGCUGUAAGGUGGUGAGAGAGAAAAAGAUCAUAGAAGUCCAUGUUGAUAAAGGUAUGAAAGAUGGUCAGAAGAUAGUGUUUCAUGGAGAAGGUGACCAGGAACCUGAUUUGGAGCCUGGAGAUGUUAUAAUUGUGCUGGAUCAAAAGGAUCACAGUGUCUUUCAGAGACGAGGGCAUGACUUAAUCACAAAAAUGAGAAUUCAACUCUCAGAGGCUUUAUGUGGUUUCAAAAAGACCAUUGAAACUCUGGAUAACAGAGUCCUUGUCAUAACAUCUAGGCCAGGUGAGGUGAUCAAACACGGUGACCUGAAGUGUAUCUACAACGAAGGGAUGCCCGUCUACAAAUCUCCAAUGGACAAAGGCAGCCUAAUUAUCCAGUUCUUGGUCCAGUUUCCAGAGCACUACUGGCUCCCUAGGGAGAAGCUGUCUCUGCUGGAAGCUCUGCUUCCUUCCCGAGAAGAUGUGAUGGUCACAGACGACAUGGAUCAGGUGGACCUUGAGGAUUUCGAUCCCAACGAGCAAACCUACCGGAACAGCGCGGGAGAGGCGUACGAGGAGGAUGAGGAAGGUCCAAGAACGGGAGUACAAUGUCAGACAUCUUAAAGCAAGGUGGAGGGGAUGUCAUCUACCAUGUAAAUUUUCACAAUGAAAACUGCAUGGCUGUAAUAGCCACUGCUUGUGGUUUUUGUGUUCAGCAAAUUGAGUUGCUGCGCUGUCGGUAUCACCUUUUUGUAACUAAUUUAUAUUGUGUUCUUGUAGUCUUUCUAUAUAAAGCCAAUGUCACACAGCUGAGAGCCAGCUGAGUUGGUAAACAUUUUCCUUGCUGUGAAGGUUCUCAAUUUAUUUCACCUCUGCUAUUUCUAAGACUUGGGCAAUAUGGAUAGAGGCUAAGUGGAGUGUCUUAUGUAAAUACUUUCAUACUGGAAAAUUAAUUUCAUAGAAUAAAACAUAGCAGAAUAACUUCUAAUAAAUAGUACUUCACAUUUU
This is a messenger RNA of Chiroxiphia lanceolata (lance-tailed manakin), 1699 nucleotides long. RefSeq names its product DnaJ heat shock protein family (Hsp40) member A4 (gene DNAJA4). The transcript has 8 exons. Lineage: Eukaryota; Metazoa; Chordata; Aves; Passeriformes; Pipridae. Gene Ontology annotation, cellular component: cytoplasm; cytosol. Gene Ontology annotation, molecular function: ATP binding; Hsp70 protein binding. The record is from RefSeq and is a predicted model, not a curated record. Gene Ontology annotation, biological process: response to heat; protein refolding. The coding region runs from base 119 to 1315 and encodes 398 amino acids.